AUGAUUCCAGAAUUAACACCAGAAGAAUGGCUUGAAGAAGCAAUUAAAGAUAGUUUUAUUAUAAAAUAUGAGUUAAGUGAGUUUAGUGGAAUAGAAGUUGUUGGCACGGGCGCAACUGGCUUGGUUCACCGAGCCUUCUUAAGAAAAUUACAAAAUCAUGUUGCUUUAAAAUCUUUUGAAUUUUCAAAGAAAUUUACUAAUAAAGAAUUUGUAAAUGAGGUAAACUUCGUUUCUACAAAUAAACAUUACCGUGAAACACCAGUAAAAGGAUCACCUAGAAAAUAUGUACAACUAUAUCAAAGAUGUUGGGAAAAUGAUCCCAAGAACCGACCAGAUGCCAAGAAAGUUUUAGAUACACUGAUAAAUUUUACUGAACAAGAUUAUGAAGAUGUUAUAGAUUCUUGUCGAGCCCCAUCAACUUAUAAGCAUUUAGAAUUAAGCUCAAUAAAAUUUGAUGAUGAAUUAACUGAUCGACUCCCAUAUCCAAUUUAUGCUGAAAAUACAGGGAUACUAUCAGAUAAUUCACCAACACCAUCAAUAACCCUUUCAUCCCCCCGAAAAUCAUUGUCAUCGUUUUCUUCAGAUGAAAGUGAAUCACUAAGAUCACCAGUACCAGAUAAUAAUAAUAUUGGACAUAUCAACAAUUUUCCAACUUUAUAUCCUUAUGAUGAUGGACAGUUCAAUAUGAAUGAUUUUAUAGAUCAAAUGAAAUAUGAAGCAAGAAGAUUUAAUAAUAUGUUAUUAAACAGAUUUAUUUAUCUAACAACUAUUAAAGAAGAUGUUGGAAUAAUUAUUGAGGAUUUAAAAAAAACUAUGUUAUUAACACGUCGAAAUCCAGAAUUGGUGUAUAAAAGUUUACAAGAAGAUUUUUCAAGAUAUUCAUGUUUAAUUGGGUUUUUUGAUGAAUUUGGUAUAGGAACAGAAAUUAAUGAAUUAAAAGCAUUAAGAAUAUACUUGCAAGAAUCACAAAGUCAUGAACCAAUUAGUGUUAUUCCACAAUUAUAUUUAGUAAGAUUUCUUGAAAAAAAUUCACAUGAUGAAGAAGGGAACAAAGAUCAAAAUGUUAAACCACAAUCACAAUGGUUUGCAAGAAUAACAUUAUUAAUGUAUGGCGAUGCAUAUUUAGAAUAUGCUAAACAGCUAGAUAAAAGAAAAAUAUUUGGAUUAUUUGAAGAGUUUGCAAAGAAAGGUAACAAUUGGGGAUUAUAUAGUGUUGCCUGGUGUUACUUGAGAGGAAUUGGCGUAGAUAAAAAUGAAAAAGAGGCUUUAAGGAUUUUCUUAGAAGCUGCUUAUAAGCAAAAUUCUCUUUCUCAAUUUCAACUUUCAAUGCUUUAUGCAAAAGGAAUUGGAACUAAUGUUAAUAUACCAGAAGCUGAAAAAUGGAUUAAACAAGCAGAAGAACAAAACGAUCCCAUCUCAACACCUUAUAUUCAAAAAUUUAUUAGUGUAAUAUCUAAUAAUAACUAG
Messenger RNA from Entrophospora sp. SA101, 1467 nucleotides. The record is from the annotation of a GenBank genome assembly. NCBI's taxonomy places the organism in Eukaryota, Fungi, Glomeromycota, Glomeromycetes, Entrophosporales, Entrophosporaceae.